This is a messenger RNA of Cajanus cajan (pigeon pea), 1613 nucleotides long. Its product is annotated as NAD(P)-linked oxidoreductase superfamily protein. The record is from RefSeq and is a predicted model, not a curated record. Lineage: Eukaryota; Viridiplantae; Streptophyta; Magnoliopsida; Fabales; Fabaceae. Gene Ontology annotation, molecular function: oxidoreductase activity.
AUAAAUGAAGACCGCUUACAAGCGGUGUUCAUGCUCUCUCUCUCUUACUCUGCCUCAGUCCAAGUGUAAGAGAAAGGUCGUGUAAAGGAUAAGCUGAAAAAUCAUGGCCUCUCUCUGUUCCUUCACCGCUUCUUCUUUCUCUUCUCAGUGCCACAAUCUUUCCCUUUCUCACCCUCUCAAGCUAUCGUUGCCUCUCACCAACUCCUUCACACUUCCAAGGAACAUGAAGAAGAAGAAGAAGAAGAAGAACGGUGCGAGAGCGAGGCCUCUGUUUUGCGCACUCAAAAACGCCGCGUUGCAGUACAGGAACCUCGGCGACUCCGACCUCAACAUCAGCGAAAUCACUUUUGGUACUAUGACCUUUGGGGAGCAAAACACGGAGAAAGAAGCUCACGACAUUCUUCAUUACGCUUUUGACCGUGGCAUCAACGCUCUCGAUACUUCUGAGGCCUACCCAAUUCCAAUGAAGAAAGAGACACAAGGAAGAACCGAUCUCUAUAUUGGUAGCUGGCUUAAGUCUCAACCUCGUGACAAGAUUAUUUUGGCUACCAAAGUAUGUGGUUAUUCUGAGAGGUCGAGUUAUUUGCGUGAGAAUACAAAUGUUUUGCGGGUUGAUGCUGUAAAUAUCAGAGAAAGUGUAGAGAAAAGCCUUAAGCGUCUUGGCACUGAUUAUAUUGAUUUGCUGCAAAUUCACUGGCCAGAUCGAUAUGUUCCAUUGUUUGGUGAGUUUUCCUAUGAUCCUUCAAAAUGGAGGUCAAGUGUGCCGUUUGUUGAGCAGUUGCAAGCUUUUCAAGAACUUAUCAAUGAAGGAAAGGUACGCUACAUAGGUGUUUCAAAUGAGACUUCAUAUGGAGUGAUGGAGUUUGUCCAUGCAGCUAAGGUUGGAGGCCUUCCAAAGAUUGUCAGUAUCCAAAACAGCUACAGCUUGCUUGUUAGAUCUCGUUUUGAAGUUGAUCUUGUGGAAGUUUGCCAUCCAAAGAAUUGCAAUAUUGGCUUACUAUCCUAUUCCCCACUUGGAGGUGGAUCACUCACAGGAAAAUAUAUAGAUAUAAAUUCUGAAGCUGCAAAAAGAGGAAGGCUGAACCUCUUCCCUGGCUACAUGGAAAGAUAUAACAAAUCGGUGGCACGGGAAGCUACUAUUAAGUAUCUUGAGUUGGCCAAGAAGCAUGGUCUAACUCCUGUUCAGCUUGCACUUGGAUUUACUAGAGAUCGUCCAUUCAUGACAAGUUCAAUUAUUGGUGCAACCUCUGUGGACCAGCUAAAAGAGGACAUUGACGCUUUUACGUCAACUGAGAGACCUUUACCAGCAGAAGUCAUGGCAGAUAUUGAAGCUGUUUUCAAGAGAUACAAAGAUCCUACCAUUUUUUAAUGAUUAUACCUUUCAAGUUUACCAUUGUGGCCAAAUUACUGCUAUUGAUUCACCCUGUUCCCCAUUCCUCUAUUUUUUUUUUGUCAUGAUUAAAAAUAGAGGAUGAAUAAAAUGCAUAUUGAAUUUUAAUAAAUACAUUAAAACUAGGAUUUACAGCAAUUGUAUGCAUUCCUUACGUCAAUUACAGAAAUGUUAUUAGGCCUUACAUUUUUGUUAAUCAAGUCUCUAGUACUAUUUAUUGGUA